AUGGCCUUUGAUCGGAUAUCUCAGUUCUAUCGAUCGUGUCUGUUUCAGAUUAUCAUUGUGGGUUUGGUCGCUUUUUGCGAGCCUGGUAUCUGGACUGCCCUGAACAACCUCGGAGCAGGAGGCAAUGCCAGCCCUUUCUUGAACAACGCCGCCAAUGCAUUGACCUACGGACUUAUGUCAGUAGGUUGUUUUCUUGCUGGUGGUGUCACGAACAAGAUCACUGCCAAAUGGACGUUGUUCCUCGGGGCAGCAUUCUACACUCCUUAUGCGGCUGGUCUAUACUGUAAUAAUCGAUAUGGAAAUCAGUGGUUUCUCUUGCUAGGAGCCGCGCUAUGUGGUGUUGGCGCAUCUCUUCUAUGGGCUAGUGAAGCUGCUAUUGCCGUGGGAUAUCCGGAAGAGGAGAGAAGAGGUCGCUACGUUGCAAUCUGGAUGGGCAUCCGACAAAUGGGACCCCUAGUUGGCGGCGCAAUUUCCCUCGCUCUCAAUAUCAACACUUCCCACGCCGGCAAGGUCACCUACACAACAUACCUAGGGCUCGUUGCAAUUUCUUCUCUAGGAGCCCCAUUCGCAUUGUUAUUAUCACAGCCACAAAACGUGGUUAGACGAAAUGGCACCAAGAUACCUUACAUGAAGAAAACCAGUCUGAGUAUUGAAUCUCGCGCUAUUUGGAAGCAACUCACCAAUAAGUACAUGUUGCUGCUUAUUCCAGUCUUCCUCGCGGGGCAGUUUGGUACAACUUACCAAGGAAAUUAUUUAACAACGUAUUUCACCGUCCGCUCUAGAGCCCUCGCAUCUUUCCUCACAGCAGUGGUUGGAGCCACGGCUAAUGUGACGACGGGUAUAAUCCUGGAUCUGAAAUACUUUUCUCGAGAAACCAGAUCAAAAGGAGUGUAUAUCUUUGUGCUCAUCUUUGUUACAGCUGCUUGGAUAUGGAAUGCUGUUACUCAGACCAAGCUCUCUCGCAUGGUAGAACCACCCGCCUUCAACCUCGGUGAUGGCCCCUUCUUCAACUCGGCUUUUGCAGUCUACAUGUUCUUCAAAUUCUUUUACGAGGUGUUGCAGACCUACAUCUAUUGGUUGAUGGCCGAGAUCAAAGGCGCACAGGGAGAGGGUGAUAUUGCGAGGACCACCGGCAUCCUCAGAUCAUGGGAAUCUAUCGGUAGUACGAUUGCCUAUGCCGUUGGUGCAACUCAUUGGCCCAACUUGAACCAGAUGAUAUUGGGAUUCUCAUUAUGGGCUUUUACAAUCCCAUUUACGUGUCUCGCGGUUUUUGGCAAUUGGAACCAGUCUGAUACGAUCGAGGUGGAUGAGCAAACAGACAGUAGUAGCCUUGAGGCACAAAGAGUGGUUAUUAGUCCCAAGGGAAAGAACUGA
Molecule: messenger RNA, 1374 nt
Organism: Penicillium daleae
Lineage: Eukaryota; Fungi; Ascomycota; Eurotiomycetes; Eurotiales; Aspergillaceae
Exons: 4
Coding region: 1-1374 (457 amino acids)
Source: RefSeq, a predicted model, not a curated record